Molecule: messenger RNA, 6750 nt
Organism: Rattus rattus (black rat)
Lineage: Eukaryota; Metazoa; Chordata; Mammalia; Rodentia; Muridae
Gene: Trpm3
Product: transient receptor potential cation channel subfamily M member 3
Biological process (GO): monoatomic cation transmembrane transport; protein tetramerization
Cellular component (GO): membrane
Molecular function (GO): monoatomic cation channel activity
Source: RefSeq, a predicted model, not a curated record
AUGGGCAAGAAGUGGAGGGACGCGGGCGAGAUGGAGCGAGGCUGCUCUGAUCGCGAGGGCAGCGCGGAGAGCCGCCGGCGCAGCCGCAGCGCCAGCCGGGGCAGGUUUGCCGAGUCGUGGAAAAGGUUAAGUUCCAAGCAGGGGUCCACCAAGCGCUCGGGACUGCCAGCACAGCAGACACCGGCUCAGAAAUCCUGGAUUGAAAGAGCAUUUUAUAAAAGAGAAUGUGUUCACAUCAUACCCAGCACCAAAGACCCCCAUAGGUGUUGCUGUGGGCGCCUGAUAGGCCAGCAUGUCGGACUCACUCCCAGUAUCUCUGUGCUUCAGAAUGAGAAAAAUGAGAGUCGCCUCUCCCGAAAUGACAUCCAGUCUGAGAAGUGGUCUAUCAGCAAACACACUCAGCUCAGCCCAACAGAUGCUUUUGGGACUAUUGAGUUCCAAGGAGGCGGUCAUUCCAACAAAGCCAUGUAUGUCCGAGUAUCUUUUGAUACGAAACCUGAUCUCUUGCUACACCUGAUGACCAAGGAAUGGCAACUAGAGCUCCCCAAACUUCUCAUCUCUGUGCACGGAGGCCUGCAGAACUUUGAACUCCAGCCCAAGCUCAAGCAAGUCUUCGGGAAAGGGCUCAUCAAAGCAGCCAUGACAACUGGAGCCUGGAUCUUCACUGGAGGGGUCAACACAGGUGUCAUCCGUCAUGUGGGAGAUGCCUUGAAGGACCACGCAUCUAAGUCUCGAGGGAAGAUAUGCACCAUAGGUAUCGCACCCUGGGGAAUUGUGGAAAACCAGGAAGACCUGAUCGGAAGAGAUGUAGUCCGACCAUACCAGACCAUGUCAAACCCUAUGAGCAAACUCACCGUUCUCAAUAGCAUGCACUCCCACUUCAUCCUGGCUGACAAUGGGACCACGGGAAAAUACGGGGCCGAGGUGAAACUCCGCCGACAACUGGAAAAGCACAUUUCACUCCAGAAGAUAAACACAAGAAUCGGUCAAGGGGUUCCAGUGGUGGCCCUCAUCGUGGAAGGAGGACCCAAUGUGAUCUCAAUUGUUUUGGAAUACCUUCGAGACACCCCUCCUGUACCAGUCGUGGUCUGCGAUGGCAGUGGACGGGCAUCCGACAUCCUGGCAUUUGGGCAUAAAUAUUCAGAAGAAGGCGGACUUAUCAAUGAAUCUUUGAGGGACCAGCUGUUGGUGACAAUACAGAAGACCUUCACGUACACCCGCACCCAAGCCCAGCACCUGUUCAUCAUCCUCAUGGAAUGCAUGAAGAAGAAGGAACUGAUCACAGUGUUUCGAAUGGGAUCAGAAGGCCACCAGGACAUUGAUUUAGCUAUCCUGACAGCACUACUCAAAGGAGCCAAUGCAUCCGCCCCAGACCAGCUGAGCUUAGCAUUAGCCUGGAACAGAGUUGACAUCGCUCGCAGCCAGAUCUUUAUUUACGGGCAGCAGUGGCCGGUAGGGUCCCUGGAGCAAGCCAUGCUGGAUGCCCUAGUCCUGGACAGAGUGGACUUUGUGAAAUUACUCAUAGAAAACGGAGUAAGCAUGCACCGUUUUCUCACCAUCUCCAGACUAGAGGAACUGUACAAUACGAGACAUGGGCCCUCAAAUACAUUGUACCACUUGGUCAGGGAUGUCAAAAAGCGAGAGUAUCCAGGUUUCGGUUGGAUCUAUUUUAAGGGAAACCUGCCCCCGGACUACAGAAUCAGCCUGAUAGACAUUGGCCUGGUGAUCGAGUACCUGAUGGGCGGGGCUUACCGCUGCAACUACACGCGCAAGCGCUUUCGGACCCUCUACCACAAUCUCUUUGGCCCCAAAAGGCCCAAAGCCUUGAAACUGCUGGGAAUGGAGGAUGAUAUCCCCCUGCGGAGAGGAAGAAAGACAACUAAGAAACGUGAGGAAGAGGUGGACAUAGACUUGGAUGACCCUGAGAUUAACCACUUCCCAUUCCCCUUCCAUGAGCUGAUGGUGUGGGCUGUCCUCAUGAAGAGGCAGAAGAUGGCCCUGUUCUUCUGGCAGCAUGGAGAGGAGGCCAUGGCCAAAGCCCUGGUGGCCUGCAAACUCUGCAAAGCCAUGGCUCAUGAGGCUUCUGAGAAUGAUAUGGUGGAUGACAUUUCCCAAGAGCUGAACCACAACUCCAGGGACUUUGGCCAGCUGGCUGUGGAGCUUUUGGACCAGUCCUACAAGCAGGAUGAGCAGCUGGCCAUGAAGCUGCUGACGUAUGAGUUGAGGAACUGGAGCAAUGCCACAUGCCUGCAGCUGGCGGUGGCGGCCAAGCACCGCGACUUCAUCGCACACACGUGCAGCCAGAUGCUACUUACCGACAUGUGGAUGGGACGGCUCCGCAUGCGAAAGAACUCAGGCCUCAAGGUAAUUCUGGGAAUUCUACUUCCUCCUUCAAUUCUCAGCUUGGAGUUCAAGAACAAAGAUGACAUGCCCUAUAUGACUCAGGCCCAAGAAAUUCAUCUCCAAGAGAAGGAGCCGGAGGAACCAGAGAAGCCCACAAAGGAAAAAGAUGAAGAGGACAUGGAGCUAACAGCAAUGUUGGGACGAAACAAUGGGGAGUCAUCCAGAAAGAAAGAUGAAGAAGAAGUUCAAAGCAGGCAUCGACUAAUCCCCGUGGGCCGAAAAAUCUAUGAGUUCUACAACGCACCCAUCGUGAAGUUCUGGUUCUACACUCUGGCGUACAUUGGCUACCUGAUGCUCUUCAAUUACAUCGUGCUGGUGAAGAUGGAGCGCUGGCCUUCCACUCAGGAAUGGAUCGUCAUCUCCUACAUCUUCACUCUGGGAAUAGAGAAGAUGAGAGAGAUCCUGAUGUCAGAGCCGGGCAAGCUGCUGCAGAAAGUGAAAGUGUGGCUGCAGGAGUACUGGAACGUCACGGACCUCAUCGCCAUCCUCCUCUUCUCAGUGGGAAUGAUCCUUCGUCUUCAAGACCAGCCCUUCAGGAGUGACGGGAGGGUCAUCUACUGUGUGAACAUCAUUUAUUGGUAUAUCCGUUUACUAGACAUCUUCGGCGUGAACAAGUAUCUGGGCCCAUACGUAAUGAUGAUUGGGAAAAUGAUGAUAGACAUGAUGUACUUUGUCAUCAUUAUGCUGGUGGUGCUGAUGAGCUUUGUCGCCAGGCAAGCCAUUCUCUUUCCCAAUGAGGAGCCAUCUUGGAAACUGGCCAAGAAUAUCUUCUACAUGCCUUAUUGGAUGAUUUAUGGGGAAGUGUUUGCUGACCAGAUAGACCCUCCCUGUGGACAGAACGAGACCCGAGAGGAUGGCAAGACAAUCCAGCUGCCCCCGUGCAAGACAGGAGCAUGGAUUGUGCCAGCCAUCAUGGCCUGCUACCUCUUGGUAGCGAACAUCCUUCUGGUCAACCUCCUUAUUGCUGUCUUCAACAAUACAUUUUUUGAGGUCAAGUCGAUAUCCAACCAAGUAUGGAAAUUUCAGAGGUACCAGCUCAUCAUGACUUUCCAUGAGAGACCAGUUCUGCCUCCACCGCUCAUCAUCUUCAGUCACAUGACCAUGAUAUUCCAGCAUGUGUGCUGCCGAUGGAGGAAGCAUGAGAGUGACCCGGAUGAAAGGGACUACGGCCUGAAACUCUUCAUAACUGAUGAUGAGCUCAAGAAAGUACAUGAUUUUGAAGAGCAGUGCAUAGAGGAAUAUUUCAGAGAGAAGGAUGACCGCUUCAAUUCAUCCAACGAUGAGAGGAUACGGGUUACGUCAGAAAGGGUGGAGAACAUGUCCAUGAGGCUGGAGGAAGUCAAUGAGAGAGAACAUUCCAUGAAGGCUUCACUCCAGACUGUGGACAUCCGGCUAGCACAGCUGGAGGAUCUCAUCGGGCGCAUGGCCACUGCCCUGGAGCGCCUAACAGGUCUGGAGCGGGCAGAGUCUAACAAAAUCCGCUCAAGGACCUCCUCAGACUGCACAGACGCAGCCUACAUCGUCCGCCAGAGCAGCUUCAACAGUCAGGAAGGGAACACCUUCAAACUUCAAGAGAGUAUAGACCCUGCAGGUGAGGAGACCAUGUCCCCAACUUCUCCAACCUUAAUGCCCCGUAUGCGAAGCCAUUCUUUCUAUUCGGUCAAUGUGAAAGACAAAGGUGGUAUAGAAAAGUUGGAAAGCAUUUUCAAAGAAAGGUCCCUGAGCUUACACCGUGCUACUAGCUCCCACUCGGUAGCCAAGGAACCCAAAGCUCCUGCAACCCCUGCAAACACCUUGGCCAUUGUUCCCGAUUCCAGAAGGCCAUCGUCAUGCAUAGACAUUUAUGUCUCUGCCAUGGAUGAGCUCCACUGUGAUAUAGACCCUCUGGAUAAUUCCAUGAACAUCCUUGGGCUGGGCGAGCCAAGCUUUUCAGCUCUAGCACCUUCCACAGCCCCUUCAAGCAGUGCCUAUGCAACCCUUGCACCUACAGACCGACCUCCGAGCAGGAGCAUUGAUUUUGAAGACCUCACCUCCAUGGACACUAGAUCUUUUUCUUCAGACUAUACCCACCUCCCAGAAUGCCAAAACCCCUGGGACACAGACCCUCCAAUGUACCAUACCAUCGAGCGUUCCAAGAGUAGCCGCUACCUAGCCACUACACCCUUCCUUCUGGAAGAGGCCCCCAUUGUAAAAUCCCAUAGCUUUAUGUUUUCUCCUUCAAGGAGUUACUACGCCAACUUUGGGGUGCCCGUGAAAACAGCAGAAUACACAAGUAUUACAGACUGUAUCGACACAAGAUGUGUCAAUGCCCCCCAAGCAAUAGCUGACAGAGCCACCUUCCCCGGAGGUCUCGGAGACAAAGUGGAAGAUUUAUCUUGUUGCCACCCUGAGCGAGAAGCAGAGCUGAGCCACCCUAGCUCUGACAGUGAGGAAAAUGAGGCCAGAGGCCGGAGAGCUGCCAAUCCGAUAUCCUCUCAGGAGACUGAAAAUGCAGACAGAACCCUAUCCAACAACAUCACAGUUCCCAAGAUAGAGCGCGCCAACAGCUACUCGGCAGAGGAGCCAAGCGCGCCAUAUGCACAUACCAGAAAGAGCUUCUCCAUCAGUGACAAGCUUGAUAGACAGAGGAACACAGCAAGCCUCCGAAAUCCCUUCCAGAGAAGUAAGUCCUCCAAGCCGGAGGGCCGAGGGGACAGCGUAUCCAUGAGAAGACUGUCUAGAACAUCGGCUUUUCAUAGCUUUGAGAGCAAGCACAACUAAACCAUCUUCCCGUGUGUUGCAGGAGGCUCAAGAAUCCAGCACUAAAAUUCUCCCCAAUGCCCACCACGUUCCCCCUUCCUUGAGUUAGACCUGCUUUUUUCUUAGCUGAGCAAAACAAUGGGAGACAUUAACUCAAAGGUAACCUCUGGGCCACAGGUCAAGCAAUCACUCCGUCUGGCCCAGUGCAAAACACAGGGGUUAAGGCAUGUUCCUAUCUGUUGGGCAGGGAGGGGUAAAGAUGACAGAAAAGGGGCUAGAGACGAAUGGGUGUCACCAGGCACCGCAGAAAGCCAUGAGCUCUGGGGAGCCAGUAGGCUCCAGCACUCUCCAUGCCGACAGGCAUCUUGGGAUUUCGGCCCUGUUAUCAAGAGUCGAGGGCUAAAUUGCAAAAUGAAAUAAAAGUAGCUAGCGUACAAGAUGAGAUAUUCUAAACUUCCAUUCUGUUUUCUUUUCGCAUUGGUUCCAUCACUGGUGACUGAUGAAGAACAUCCUUUUUAUUCAGUAUAAGCCGGCAGCAAGCAGUUCUACCUAACGUCCCACAUCCUUCUCAUGCCAACACCUCUGUAAUUGGUCAUUAUAAAGAAAACCAAGGUAACAGUCAUAUAUACAGUUCACCUGUCUCUUAUCUAUUCACUUCUGGUGCCACAACUGUUUAUCUCUUUAGAAGAAAAUAAGGGAACAGAAAAAUGCCUUUUUUUUUUUUUGUCUUGCGAUCAAAAUGAAAGAAGAAUUGAUGUUGAAAGCAAAAGUCCUAUGAUUUAUAAUAUACCACGGGCAAUCAAGUCUAGUCAAGUAAGCUCAGGAUGAAUGUACUUAGAUAAUUUUAUAUUUCUCAGUUAUUUUGUAUCUCACCUGUCAUCAGAGAAUUCACUCGUCAAAUAUGUAAUAGCGAACUUUAAGGAAAAGGUGGGAAGCGCUAACAUUAAGUUGCCAGUGGGAUGUUGUUAUAGUCUCACCGUUCAUAGUGUGUGACGCUGCUGUGUGGCCUUCAUCACCUGCAUGUCUCCACUAUGUCCUCCAGACGCCUCCAAGAUGUAACUGCCAAAUUUCCACACCGCUCAUCACGUGACCAUUUUGUAUUUGAACACAUGGUUAUAUGUGGAUAUUUUCAUACCUAGAGUUUAGCCAUCCAAUCUGGGCUCAGCAUAAACUUAAUCAGAGUUUUUCAAGGGCUGGUAUCUUUUUUAUGGAAAUGUUCCAAAGUACUUUUUAAGGAAGUUUAAAAAACCAUAAAUAACCUUAGAUUUGACUAGGGGCUUGAUAUCCACCCAAACCCAUCAGUUGCAGGCAGGCCGUGAAUAGGUUUCUUAUUUACAAAGCUAUAAAAAAGAUACAGUAGGGCCAAAAUAGAGAGCAAAUAUAUCAUAUACAGAGUUCUAUAGUUUAUGCUGCUUACAUUACAUCCACAUACAGACACAUGUUUAUAUACAGUAUAUAUACAGACACAUAGAGAUUUCUUAAAAGGCUUGACUUCCUGUCAUCUGACAGUAUAACCAAGAUUAUUUUUUAGUGUCCAAGAAGUUUCACUGGAAAAAGUUUGUUGUGCUAUUGGAUCCACUGUUGAAAUUAUAAUUUUCAGAAAAUUUA